AUGCCUUCUUUUAAUUUUCAUCCUGGGUUUGCUGGUCACAGCAUACGGUGCAACCCGUGGCAGCCGACGCAGUAUGUUAUUACGGCGGCAGAGCACUUUGGAGUGGCGGGAUCAGGCAAGGUGUACAUUGUAAACACUGCCCCGGGAUUUCCAACAGGGUCCCCUGUGUCCCUUAUGGGAUGUUGGGGAACAAGUGACGGUGCCUUUGACGCUUGUUUUAGCGAGGCGGAUCCAAACAUAGUGGCAGUUGCGUGUGGCGAUGGUGUGAAGUUGUACAAUGUGCAACAAUCCCUAAACCGUGAUGGCGUGGUUCCGCUUGUGCACAUUACUGAGCAUCAGGCGGAGGUGGCGGGGUUAUCUUGGAACCGGGGCAGUUUUCUCUCAUGCAGUUGGGAUGGUUCCGUAAAGUUGUACCAGGCAGCGAAUCCGCAGGUGUCUUGUAUGACCUUCCGGGAGCACAUGAAGGAGGUGUAUGAGUCCACCUUCUCCCCGCGCAACCCCGCGACCUUUCUCUCCUGCUCUGGUGAUGGGACGUGGAAGUUGUGGGAUGCCCGGGCGCCGCGCUCCACCCUCACGCAGGUGGGCCACAACCACCAAAUCAUUCUCAGCAUUGAUUGGAACAAAUACGACGGGAACAUCUUCGCCACCGGCGGGGUGGACCGCACCGUGCGGCUGUGGGAUCUCCGCCGGCCCACCGCCCCCCUCGCCGCGCUGCCCGGCCACGAGAACGCCUGCCGCCGCGUCCGCUUCGACCCGCACGCCCGCAACCGCCUCGCCUCCGCCGGGUACGACUGCCGCGUGUGCGUGUGGGACCUCAACCAGCCGCAGCGACCCCUCGCCGCCCGCUACGCCCAACACCGCGAGUUCGUCGUCGGACUCGACUGGUCCCUCGCAGCGCCGCUCGCCCUCGCCACCGCCGCCUGGGACGGACAGGCCUUCUUUUGGCAGCACGGGGCCCCACCGACGCCGUCCCCACCACUCGCAGCGCAGCUACCAGUCGCCGUCCCACCACCGCGAGUGCGAGUGCCACGCACAAAGGUCCUUCCAGGACUCCCACCCGUUCCAAUCACGGCACCGGUGUAA
Molecule: messenger RNA, 1083 nt
Organism: Trypanosoma theileri
Lineage: Eukaryota; Euglenozoa; Kinetoplastea; Trypanosomatida; Trypanosomatidae
Product: putative peroxisomal targeting signal type 2 receptor
Exons: 1
Coding region: 1-1083 (360 amino acids)
Biological process (GO): protein import into peroxisome matrix
Cellular component (GO): cytosol; peroxisomal matrix
Molecular function (GO): protein binding
Source: RefSeq, a predicted model, not a curated record